This is a messenger RNA of Mugil cephalus (flathead mullet), 1932 nucleotides long. RefSeq names its product SPC25 component of NDC80 kinetochore complex (gene spc25). The transcript has 7 exons. Gene Ontology annotation, cellular component: Ndc80 complex. NCBI's taxonomy places the organism in Eukaryota, Metazoa, Chordata, Actinopteri, Mugiliformes, Mugilidae. The record is from RefSeq and is a predicted model, not a curated record. The coding region runs from base 130 to 843 and encodes 237 amino acids. Gene Ontology annotation, biological process: chromosome segregation.
UUCCGGUAUUCAGGCCCCGCCCCCCGCACGGACCGCGGAUUUUUGAAAAUAACGAGUUCAACAACAACACGUAAAUCAAAAAUAGUUGUCCGGUAUACGCAGUUUUCAGUAUAUUCGUAUUUGAACAUCAUGACGUCCAUUACUGACCCAAACUUGAGUGAUAGGUUUGCCAGCGCAAUGGAGGAGAUCCACAACAAACAGCUUAAGACAUAUGAGGAAAUCAUCGACAUCACUUCUGACUUGUCCCAGUCACACAAACACUUUGUGAAGUCAGCACUUGAUACAUGUUUAAAGAAAUGCAAGGAUGAUGAGAUGCUGUUUGAGACAAUACAGGCGUUCAAAAGAGACCUGGAACACAAAAAUGCGUCGCUGAAGGAGAAGCGGCAUGCCGUAUCAGAAACGAUGUCUGAGAUUCAGGAGAAAGAAAUAGAGAAGGAAGACCUCAUGCAGAAGAUUGAGAAACUUAAAGAGGAACAAACCAAAAGAAAAGAGUUAAUCGAAUCUCAAAAUAAAGCAAACAAAGGUCGACUAAGGAAUCUCCAGAAAGCCAGACAUGUCUUUCAGGAUCAUCUGGGUCUGGAAAUACGGACAAUUCGGGGUGAAUCGCAAUUAGUUAAAGGUGAAAAGUUGCAGUUUGUUUUCCGAAACAUCAACCCUUCUGAUGAGGACAGCGCCUACGUUAUCACAAUGGGGAUUACAGAAAGUGGAUCAUACCAGAUCGUGUCAAGUGACCCUGUGCUUGAGUGUCUGUCAGUCUUGGAGAGACGUCUUCAGGAGACCAAUAAUUUACCGGCUUUCUUGGCCAAUAUCAGGAAUGAGUUCAUCUGUCUGACGCGCCGUUAAGAUUGAAAGAAAGAAAGAAAGAAAGAAAGAAAGAAAGAAAGAAAGGAGGUUCUUGCUGCAGCAUGAGCUACUGAAAGCAAGGAGGAUGACACACAGUCAUCAGAGAGGGAUUAACAGGUCUGUAAAUAAAACAUCAACUGCCUUUUAGAUUUGAAAUAACUAUUAAAAGACACUUAAGUAGUUAACACAAGUUAACAAAUGUCCUGUCUUAUUAUUGAGACACUGGACCUGUUACUGGAUUACAGGAAACAAUGUGAUUGGCAUUGAACUGAAAAAUAAUCACCUUUUGAUGUAAACACCUUUAAUUUAUUUUAUGUUAUCGUUCAUUUUGCCCACGGUAGGAACAUCACAGAAGUACUGCAGUUUUAUUUUCCUUUCAAUCAUACUGAUGUAAUGAAGUAUGUGUUCAUUAAAUACUCUCAGUUUAAGUGUACACAAUGUAGAAUAAAUAAUGGAAAAAAUAACAUUAAACAUGACAGUUCUUAUAAAACAUGAAACUUACAAAAUACCCAGUGGUGGGCUGUGGGAAGAAAAACAAAGACUCAUUCUGAAAGCUUUUGUCUAUUAACCAUUUUAAGUCAUGAAUGAAACUACCCUGUACAUACACAGAAACUUAGACAUCUUUGAUAUUUCACUGCUGUUUAAUUUUUGGCCGUGUAGAAAUGCAGUAUCUCUUGUGUAUCUUUUGCUGUUCGUUACUCUGCUCAGUCAGGCGUCAGAUGUUUCAACACUGGUCAACAUGGGUAACUCCUCAACGUAGGUUGACGGGAAGUGGCCCGUCUUCCCGCUAAGAACGCCAAACCACCAACCAUUUUCUUCCUUGGAGUAAAUGUCUAGAAGAUCUCCUGCGAAAGAAAUCGUCAGUUAUCAAUCUUUACCUUUGUUGAAGAUAAUUUGCAGCUGAGUCUCUAUUUACCUUCUUUCAAAGCCAGCUCAUCGUCCCGUGUAGGUGUGAAGUUGUACAGUGCUUUGCAUUUCCCGAUGCUGUUCAACUCUGGUCUCGUUUGAUCUGCUGAAUGUUUUCAUUGCUUUAAUUUCCUGAUGCAUUUACAGAUGUUGUAAUUAGAAAUAAAUGUUUAUACUCUUAAA